UGCGAUCCAGACUCGUACGACUGCAAGGAAAUUUGCGUCUUUGUUGAGACGGGCGGCACGGUUACACGAUGUACCCGGUUACUGGAACUUCGACUUGCAAGGGCCGAAACGGGCGAAUGCUUUUGUCGCCGCCUAUCACCUCCUUGUGCUUUAUAUCUGCCGCCGUCGUUGCUGUUUUUUCGACCUUACCAGGCGCGUUCGCCCAGGACACACACAUCGUUUUCGUCUACGGAACGCUGAAGGUUGGCGAGAUGAACCACGACGUCUUGACGGACCCGGAUAACGGAAUGGCGUCUCUGGUUGGAGAAGCCAUAACUACUGACAAGUGGCCCCUCGUGAUUUGGCCAUCUUCCAGCGUACCCUACAUGGUGGACCUAAAGGGCGAAGGAUACAGGGUAGCUGGUGAAGUCUACACGGUCGACGACAAGAUGUUUGCAAAGUUGGACGAGGUCGAAUCCGUUCCCGAGAGCUACUACCGCAAAAUGGUGGAUGUAGAGCUUUUAACGGGCCACCAUGACGACAGCGAUGGACCCUUCAAGGCUUGGAACUACUUUGCGGCACAAAACAGUGAAGAACUGCUACAGUUGCCUUUCAUAUCCAACUAUACGGCCGAAUGAGGCGGUGCGACUUCAGUAUAUGUGCUCAGGUGCCAAAGGGAAUGGAUGUUUUCGAGUGGUGUUUUCGUGCCAUAGUAAUGACCCGGUAAAAGAAGGGAGCUUUCUUUCUUUCUUUUUUUCUCCGUGGCAACAAAAAUGUCAUGUUUAAUUUUAAUUGCUCAUUGCUUUUAUUACAACAUCUGGCGGUCUACGGGUAUAGGCUAUGUGAGUGAGCGAUGUCGUUGAGCAAACUGCGAGGGUUCUGGUGGCCUCUUUAGAAUGUAGGUUGAAACUGCGCGAAAAACGAGGUCAGCGACAGAAACACACAACACACCACGAGCGCGAAACACUGUUGAGUGUUUCGAGUGUUUCUUUCGCUGUCCUCGUUUUUCGCGCAGUUCUAACCUACCUUCAAGUAAGAAUCAACUAGCCCUCAAGAACGUAAUUCUUUAGAAUGGCUUGCCUGAUUUUAUCGGAUCACGGGAAUGACCUUUGAUACCGUAAAAUAAAAGUGUGUUGGGUUCUUAUAAAGAGGACUCAUUGUUUA
Dermacentor andersoni is the source of this 1143-nucleotide messenger RNA. Its product is annotated as gamma-glutamylaminecyclotransferase-like. Gene Ontology annotation, cellular component: cytosol. The record is from RefSeq and is a predicted model, not a curated record. Lineage: Eukaryota; Metazoa; Arthropoda; Arachnida; Ixodida; Ixodidae. Gene Ontology annotation, molecular function: gamma-glutamylaminecyclotransferase activity.